Molecule: messenger RNA, 1402 nt
Organism: Saccostrea echinata
Lineage: Eukaryota; Metazoa; Mollusca; Bivalvia; Ostreida; Ostreidae
Exons: 1
Coding region: 337-1395 (352 amino acids)
Source: RefSeq, a predicted model, not a curated record
GUGCAAGUACGGGUGGAUUUUCUGGAGAAUGGAAGGGGAGGUUUCUUCCUUCUUCAUGGUGGUUUCAAGUACUCCAUCAGAACAAGAUACAAUGACAGAAUCUACUGGAGAUGUAUUGACAGACAGUGUCCAGCUUCAUUAACAACAUCUGAAAACAUCGUGGUGAAGUUUGGCAGACCACACAACCAUGAGGACAACUAUAUUGGACUAGCAGCCGAAUCCUUCAUCGGUGGUGUGAAGAAGAGGUGCAGAGAAGAGGCAACACCAAUCCCCACCAUCUAUGAUGAAGAGUUAGGAGGAUUGCGCAACACCGAAUGUGAUGACUCAGUGGUGGAUAUGAUCAGGAACAUUCCAACAUUCCAGGCCUGUAAGUCAUCUUUGUAUAGGAACCGGGCUAAGACAACUCCAAAGCUGCCUACUUCACAGGAGGAGAUCAACCUCAACGGACCAUGGACAUGCACUUCAGCUGGAGAAAGGUUCCUCCUCUGUGAUGACACUGAUGCCCAAGGAAACCGUAUCCUGAUAUUUUCUACCGACUCCAAUAUACAACACUUGUGUGCAGCAGACACAGUUUUCAGUGAUGGAACAUUUUAUUCGUGCACCAGAUUCUUCACCCAACUGUACACACUGCAUGCCAAUGUGAACGGAACUAUGUUUCCCCCCGUAUUUGGACUUCUACCCAACAAGAGUGAGGGCACUUACAAUCGUUUCCUAGUGCUUCUGAAGGAUGCAGUUAGUGACCGACAGUCUGUGUUAACUCCUGAACAUUGGUUACUGGACUUCGAAAUCGCCGCACGGAAUGCAGUUCAUGGAAACUUCCCUAGGACAUCUAUCAAGGGGUGUUUUUUUCACUACACCCAGUGUAUAUGGAGGAAAGUCCAGUCAUCUGGAUUAACCACACAAUUCCGGGAGGAUGAAGAUUUCCAUCGUCUGGUAAGAAGAGCUGCUGUUCUUCCUUUAGUUCCUGAGCAUCAAGUGGAAAAUGUAUGGUUUGAGGCGCUAGAGGACAAUGACAAUGAUAACCAAGAUGUCUUGCGCUUCAAAGACUAUGUUACAGAGACUUGGGUCGAAGGCCAUCUGAUGACCUGGAACCAUUUUGACAAUGAAGGGCCAAGGACAACAAAUGCAGUGGAAGGAUGGCAUCAUAAAUUCAACAGGAUGUGUCGACGCCCCCAUCCAAAUUUGUUCAUGUUUGUUCAGUUGAUUCAGAAGGAACAGGCAGCCAAUGAAGCCAAGAUGAUUCAGCUAGCUGCUGGUGGUGUUGUCCGUCCCAAGAAAAGAAAAUAUCGACAAUUAGACCGUCGCAUUCAGGACUUAAAGGAAAGACUACGCCAAGGACAUAUCCGAUUAAUGGACUAUGCAGAUGCUGCAUCCCAUCUACUGCAUUUGGAGUGAUGUGUCU